Pichia kudriavzevii is the source of this 2250-nucleotide messenger RNA. RefSeq lists its product as uncharacterized. The transcript has a single exon. The coding region runs from base 1 to 2250 and encodes 749 amino acids. The record is from RefSeq and is a predicted model, not a curated record. NCBI's taxonomy places the organism in Eukaryota, Fungi, Ascomycota, Pichiomycetes, Pichiales, Pichiaceae. Gene Ontology annotation, molecular function: ATP binding; ATP hydrolysis activity.
AUGUCGAACUUAGGGCUACAGGUCAGACAGGCAGCAGGAUCUAUUGAUACCGUUGUAGCAGACUAUGCUGUUGGAUACAUGCAGCAUAUUCAAUCUUCAACUGAAGAUGCUGUUCUGUCACAACAACUUGAUAUUGAGAAGGAGGUUUCAUUUAUUCAAAAUCUUUUGAUAAGUGCAGGUGGAGAUCAAGUUAAGGUGAAAACUUUGGGUGAUAAACUAACUGAGUCAUUGACCAAGCAACUUAAGAAUAACAUGGCAAAAUUGGAAAUUACUGGAGAUACAUCCAAGAGAUUGUUAGAUAUCAGUUUGCUUAACACCAAACAGAGAGAGUUGGAUUCAUCUCUGGCGUUACUACAGUCAGCAGAUAUUGAGCACACAGGUAGAAGUAUUGAAAGUAGAGUUGACAAGAAGAAGUUGCAAAAGGCAGAAGCCAAGAUUGCAAAGAAAGUUGCCAAGAGAAACAACAAAUUUGUCAAAUAUGAAGCAUCCAAACUUAUCAAUGAGCAAUCAACGGAAGAUUAUGAUUCUUUCUUCUUGAAAGUCAAUCCAAUUGAAUUUGGUGCAGGAGCGGGUAAAUCUAAAGACAUUAAGAUCGAUACGUUUGAUUUGUAUGUCGGUGACGGACAAAGAAUUUUGAGUAACGCAUCAUUAAGUUUAUCGUACGGAAGAAGGUACGGUUUGAUUGGUCAAAACGGUAUUGGUAAGUCGACACUUUUGAGAGCGCUAUCUAGAAGAGAAUUGGAUAUUCCGAAGCACAUUACAAUUUUACAUGUUGAGCAAGAAUUAAGAGGUGAUGAAACGACAGCAUUGCAAUCGGUUCUUGAUGCAGAUGUUUGGAGGAAACAAUUGCUUCAUGAAGAGCAAACGAUUAAUGAGAGAAUUAAUCAAAUUGAAAAGUUAAAAGAAGAAUUUGAGGAGGAGUCAUUGGAAAUGAAAAAGCUAGAAAAUGAACAAGCUGACUUAACUGAUAAAUUAGAAGAAGUCCAUGAUAAACUGAGUGAAAUUGAGUCUGAUAAAGCAGAAGCUCGUGCAUCAUCUAUUUUGUAUGGUUUAGGUUUCAGUCAGGAGUCACAACACAGACAAACUAAAUCUUUCUCCGGUGGUUGGAGAAUGAGACUUUCUCUUGCCAGGGCGUUGUUCUGUAAACCAGAUUUGUUGUUGUUGGAUGAACCUACUAAUAUGUUGGAUGUUCCAUCAUCUGCUUACUUGGGUAACUACUUGCAAAGUUAUCCAGCCACCGUCUUAGUUGUUUCUCACGAUCGUGCAUUUUUGAACGAAGUUGCAACUGACAUUAUCCAUCAACAUUCAGAAAGGUUGGAUUACUAUAGAGGUGCAAACUUUGAUUCAUUCUAUAAUACACGUGAAGAAAGAAUCAAGAACCAAAAGAGGGAAUACGAAAACCAAAUGGCAUAUAGGGAACAUUUACAACAGUUUAUUGAUAAAUUCAGAUAUAACGCUGCCAAGUCUUCGGAGGCACAAUCUAGAAUCAAGAAAUUAGAGAAACUACCUGUUCUAGAAGCUCCUGAAGAAGAAAAGAAAAUUACUUUUAAAUUCCCAGAUCCAGAGAAACUGUCACCUCCUAUUUUGCAAUUGUUAGAUGUUAGUUUCGGAUAUGACCCCAAAAAUUUGCUUUUAAACCAUGUCGAUUUAGAUAUCCAAAUGGAUUCUAGAAUUGCACUAGUUGGUGCUAAUGGUUGUGGUAAGACCACAUUAUUGAAGGUUUUAAUGGGUGAUAACAUCCCAUUAGACGGCUCAGUAUCAAGGAACAGUAGAUUAAGAAUUGGCUAUUUUGCGCAACAUCACGUUGAUGGGAUGGAUCUAAGUAAAAAUGCCGUGGAAUGGAUGAGUGAGAAGUAUCCGGGUAAAACAGAUGAGGAAUACAGACGUCACCUGGGUUCUUUUGGUAUCACUGGUCCUUUGGCGUUACAAAGAAUGCAGUUGCUAUCCGGUGGUCAAAAGUCGAGAGUCGCAUUUGCAGCAUUGUGUUUAACUGAGCCUCAUAUUUUGAUUAUGGACGAACCUUCAAAUCACUUGGAUACCUCUGGUUUGGACGCAUUGGCAGACGCAUUAAAAAAUUUCAAAGGAGGUGUUUUAAUGGUUUCCCAUGAUGUUACCAUGAUUAAGGAAGUUUGUAAAGAAAUAUGGGUAAGUGAAGACGGUACAGUCAAGAGAUUCGAUGGUACUAUUGACGAUUACAAAAAGUAUAUUCUAACUAAGGCAGAUGCCAGCGGUGUUGUGAAAAAACACUAA